AUGUGUGUGUGUGUGUGUGUGUGUGUGUGGUGUGCAGCGGGCGAAGGCGGCCCGCAGUGUGGAGAGUUGGCAAGCGAGCGCGUGAUGUCCUUUGUAGUUUCACUCUUGUCUGAUCCGGUGUCAAAUGAGGGAAGCCGCGCGUUGUAUUCUAACGCGUUCAUUUCUGAAGUUCGCUUGCCUGUUGUGGAGUUUGGCGCAAGGGUUGUGGCUACUACGGUGAUGAUGAAACCAUUUGUGUUGCCUAUUGACACCUCUAGUCUUAGAAUAAAUAGAUGCCGACCACACAAAGAGUUAUCCCUGUCUGAGAGUAGCCCCGCCCAGUGUUGA
This is a messenger RNA of Phytomonas sp. EM1, 327 nucleotides long. NCBI's taxonomy places the organism in Eukaryota, Euglenozoa, Kinetoplastea, Trypanosomatida, Trypanosomatidae. The record is from the annotation of a GenBank genome assembly.